AAUAAAUGAGCCUGCAACAUAUUAAACUUAAACCACUUGCAGUUUGAAAAGCAAAACCAGAAUUUGUUUUAAUAAAAAAAAAUCAUCAAACGGGAACAAAGCCUAUAGGGAGGACAGACACUAUACGCUCAUCUCUGAUCACCUGCAAGCAGAAUAUGAUUGGAGAGAUGAAAAAGGAGAUUACAUUAGAAUACAUAACUACUACUAGUAUGAGUAUGAGUAUGUUAUGCUUGUUUUUUUUGUUAUAACCUGUAAUAACUGUGGGCGGACAAAAUACACUACAGCACUGAUAUUAUCGUGAGGCUGUGAGCAGACAAUGUCAGUGCAUCGGGGAAAAUAGAGACCAUGAAUGUAAAAAAACAAAGUCGCUUGUCAGAUAUUCCUAACAAGCAACCAUAUUUUUUAAAACAAGCCCAAAAAAGCACAACCCGGGACCAAUGAUUUUUUCAAGCGACUUCAGACAAAAAGAAGCCCAAAGUCACAUAUUAUAAAUGGACUUAGCAAUGCUGAUAAGUGUACCGCAAACCAUCAGAUUAAUCCGCGCAGAGGAGCAGUGCCGAAGCACAAGCCACAUAAAUUUUUUUUUUUUUAAACUCCUCAAGUAACUGUAUGUUUCAAACAGAGACGGCGAUAGAGAGGCAAAGGUUUAGUACUGCAGCUUUAAAUGUCAGAGUGCAGAAAUACUCAUGAGGUCAUGUUACAAUGUGUGAAGCAGCUGCAGCUCCUGUCCUCAGUUGAGUUAAUUAAGUAUUCCCAAGGGUGGGGUGGUAUUUCUGCAACCAAAUUAACCACUCAAGCAUACACACAUAAAAAAAAAAUCAGUUUGUAAUACUGUUCCACCCUCAAUCUAAAUAUUUAAAAGGAUAAUUACACACAUAAUAUAAUACAAAUAAAAUGCACUUGCAUAUGUGUUGAGGCAUUCUAAACUAUCGGGGGCUUUCCAUUCUGCUUCCCUGUUCUGCUGAUCCCCAAAAUGCCCCGUGUCCUCUUACAGCUGUACUUAUUUAUAUCUGUGAGAUGUGUGAGUGGGGGUAUGAGUCAGGCUGGUGGUUCUCUGGCAGGACAGAGCUUGGUCUUUGCAUCAGUCAGUCUUUCUCUCAGGCUGGCAAAUCUCUUGCCUACCUAGAUAAAUGUGUGGUUGAGGACUUAUCCUCUCUAAACCAUCAGUGGUUGUUUUGAGUGUUUGUAAGAGUUUGUUGGAAAUGGAGAAAAGUAGAGACAUGGUGCUGGGCAUUGAGGAUGAGUCUGGUCAGCCGGUGUCUGCACUAUCCAUCCUGUCUCUUCUGGAACGUGUCUCCACUAUCAUUGAUGGUGUGCAGGCCAGCCAGCAACGAAUGGAAGAACGCCAACAUCAGCUUGAAGCAUCUGUUGCUACAGUCCAAUCAGAGUUGCUAAAACUGGUCCAGAACCAUGGUGCCACAGCAACCACUGUGGACAAGCUGCUGCAGAAGGCCCGGCGUGUGAGUGCUCAUGUGAAGGAGGUGCGUUCACGUGUGGAGAAGCAGAAUGUCCGUGUAAAGAAAGUGGAGACUACUCAAGAUGAACUUCUCACCAGGAACAAGUUCAGAGUGGUCAUCUACCAGGGCGAGGCUGAAGUUCCAUCUGUUGCUGUGACAAAAACCCCUAAGGAUGCAGGGUUAGCCAAUUUUGAAGUGGCGUCUGACGAGUAUGAAAUCCCUGCAGACCUCUCAUCUGAUGAGGAGUAUAUGGUGGUGGAAGAGGCAGAGUCAUCAAGGGCAGCACGACUGAGGCAGACAGGCUUGAAAGGCAUAGACAACAUCAGAGCGGCUUUCUCCAAGAAGAACAUGAAUAAGACCCGUGAUCGAACACGGGAGAACUUCAGCAAGACUAAGGAGAGCCUAAGCAAGACAGGCCAGACUUUGGGCACCAAGAUCAACACCCUGGGUGAGAAGAUCAUUCCUAUUGAGCAGCGGGAGAAGAUGCGUCAGAGUGGCGAGAGGCUGAAGGAGAACAUUGCCAAGAAAGCUCCCAGCAAAGAAUCCUUCCGCGUCAAACUCAAGAAGGAACGCGCUAUUGCUGAGGGUCAGGAGGGUGCUGAGGCAGAGCCUGCUUUGACUACACCAAAAGGCAGGAAGACCAGCCUAGAAGUCACCUACACAGAGGUUGUUACAGAAAUCAAACGGGAAGGGCCUGUAUCUGAAGAACAAGCCACCUGUAUACCAGAGGAAAGAAAGAGUGGGUUGGCCAUAGAAACACCAGAGAAGUGAAGAAAAUGGUGGAGAUAGAUAGACAAGAAUGGGAGAGAGAAAAAACAUAGUGCUAAAGAAAAAGCAAAAGAAAUCUUAUUAGAAAUAAUAAAUAAUAGAACACAGUGUGCAUAUAUGUGUGUGGAUAUAAAAUCCAAAUUUAAAACAAGUCAUGACAAAGGCCUCCGAGUCUAAUUACCAGGAUGACAAAGCUACUAGUGAGUAAUAAGGACUAGGUAGCAUUAAGAAAUGAUUAACUAUAAAGAAAUUAAGUGUCAUAUCAGUACAGCUGUCUGUGUGUCAAUUCCAUGUUUAAAAUAACUGGAUAACUUUGGAAAACUGGAAAACUGAGCAACUACACAGCUUAUUGUUUAAUAACACACAUAGGUAGUAUGUGCUUGUGAAUUAGAUUUACUGGAGUAGAAAAAGCAAAAAUUAGUCUUUAGAAGACCAAGAUAUUUUUAAAAACCAUUCUUAAUUGGGAACAGAUUAUAAACUGUGUGUGUGUGUGUGUGUGUGUGUGUGUCUCAUAGAGUGCAUGUACAUUUGGAGUAAUAUUCUAAAUGCAUACUAAAAAAAAGAUGGCUUGAAAUAAAUGAACAGCUGAGCAUUCCA
Ictalurus furcatus (blue catfish) is the source of this 2822-nucleotide messenger RNA. RefSeq names its product caveolae associated protein 4a (gene cavin4a). The transcript has 2 exons. Bases 1203 to 2228 code for a protein of 341 amino acids. Gene Ontology annotation, biological process: regulation of gene expression. Gene Ontology annotation, cellular component: caveola; cytoplasm. NCBI's taxonomy places the organism in Eukaryota, Metazoa, Chordata, Actinopteri, Siluriformes, Ictaluridae. The record is from RefSeq and is a predicted model, not a curated record.